AUGCUGGGCUCAGUGAAGAUGGAGGCCCAUGACCUGGCGGAGUGGAGCUACUACCCAGAGGCUGGUGAGGUUUACUCUCCUGUGACCCCCGUGCCCACCAUGGCCCCCCUCAACUCCUACAUGACCCUGAACUCUCUGAGUUCUCCCUACCCACCCGGUGGACUCCCAGCCUCACCACUGCCCUCAGGCCCCCUGGCACCCGCAGCGCCCUCCGCACCUCUGGGGCCCACCUUCCCGGGCCUGGCCACAGGCAGUGGCAGUGGCGGCGGAGGAGGUGGUGGCAGCUCUGUGGCAUACGGGGGCAGCCCUGGCUCAGGAAUGGUGCACGGGAAGGAGCUGCCCAAAGGGUACCACCGGCGGCCCCUGGCACACGCCAAGCCACCCUAUUCCUACAUCUCGCUCAUCACCAUGGCCAUCCAGCAGGCGCCGGGCAAGAUGCUGACGCUGAGCGAGAUCUACCAGUGGAUCAUGGACCUCUUUCCUUAUUACCGGGAGAAUCAGCAGCGCUGGCAAAACUCCAUCCGCCACUCGCUCUCCUUCAACGACUGCUUCGUCAAGGUGGCGCGUUCCCCAGACAAGCCGGGCAAAGGCUCCUACUGGGCCCUGCACCCCAGCUCCGGCAACAUGUUCGAGAAUGGCUGCUACCUGCGCCGCCAGAAGCGCUUCAAGCUGGAGGAGAAGGCCAAGAAAGGCACCCCUGGCAGUGCUGCCUCUUCCGCCACCGCGGCCAGGAACGGCCCUAGCUCCACUGCCUCGGCAGCCACUGGGCCUGUGGCUGCUGCUGCUGCUCCAGCCAUCGCCUCACCACCCCAUCCCCAGCCUCCACCCGCUGAGCCUGAGGCCCACGCGGGUGGCAGUGAAGACGUGGGGGCUCUGGACUGCGGCUCACCAGCUCCCUCCACGCCCUACUUUGGCGGCCUGGAGCUCCCAGGGGAUUUGAAGCUAGACACACCUUACAACUUCAACCACCCCUUCUCCAUCAACAACCUCAUGUCGGAACAAACGUCGGCACCUCCCAAGCUGGACGUGGGGUUUGGGGGCUAUGGGGCUGAAGCUGCGGAGCACGGGGUCUAUUACCAAGGCCUUUACUCCCGCUCUCUGCUCAACGCCUCCUAG
Molecule: messenger RNA, 1116 nt
Organism: Ochotona curzoniae (black-lipped pika)
Lineage: Eukaryota; Metazoa; Chordata; Mammalia; Lagomorpha; Ochotonidae
Product: hepatocyte nuclear factor 3-gamma-like
Exons: 2
Coding region: 1-1116 (371 amino acids)
Biological process (GO): regulation of transcription by RNA polymerase II; cell differentiation; anatomical structure morphogenesis
Molecular function (GO): RNA polymerase II cis-regulatory region sequence-specific DNA binding; DNA-binding transcription factor activity, RNA polymerase II-specific
Source: RefSeq, a predicted model, not a curated record